Molecule: messenger RNA, 2262 nt
Organism: Aspergillus novofumigatus IBT 16806
Lineage: Eukaryota; Fungi; Ascomycota; Eurotiomycetes; Eurotiales; Aspergillaceae
Product: MFS transporter
Exons: 6
Coding region: 454-1956 (500 amino acids)
Biological process (GO): transmembrane transport
Molecular function (GO): transmembrane transporter activity
Source: RefSeq, a predicted model, not a curated record
AUACUCUGUAUGCUGUGGGGAUCCAAUGCAUCCAUCCAUCAGCGGUGCAGCGGGCUAGGCCGACUAGCAGUCCGUCCUUCAAAAGAAACACUGCAUCUCAUUCGACUCUGAUUUUUGUAGGAUCCGCACUUCCCCACCCGUGAUGCUGACAAAAAGGAAAAAAGUGAGGCCUUUGACAAUAAUCGACCCGAACUAGAAACUCAGAGCAGUGCCGUGGUGCACAGACUCGACCGUUGUUUUUCUCCUUCUCCAGUUCUGUUUCUUUGAUUCUCUUCUCUCUUGUACUUGACUGGUUCAGUAUCUUCAGCUAUUGAUAGACCCCCAGGUUACUUCUUUUCCAUGACUUUGACACAAGGCUCGCUUUCCCUCGGUUACUUGCCUCUUGUCGAUCUGUAUAAUAGCCGAUAAUCCAGCUUAGUAGGCUCUUGGCCAGGAUUCUAUCACAGCUUCCAGAUGCACGAGAAAUCUCCCAGACUGCCAGUGCGGCAGCUGCUGAUUCUAUCAAUAUGUAGAUUUGCCGAGCCAGUUGUUUUCACUUCCGCCUUACCAUAUCUCCCCGAAAUGAUCGAGGACAUUGGCGUCCCCAAAAACGAAGUUGCGAAAUGGGUUGGAAUCACCUCGGCCGCGUCAGCCAGCUGCCAGGCCGCCAUGGCCGUGACUUGGGGAACCGUCUCGGACACCGUCGGUCGCAAGCCCAUCAUCCUGUGCGGCUUGACCUUCACUAUGAUUUUCUCGCUGAUGUUCGGCCUGUCAAAGACUCUGGCGAUGCUGGUCGCUUCCCGUGCACUGCUGGGUCUCAUGAACGGGAACGUCGGAAUCAUCCGGACCAUGGUGGCGGAGAUGGUCCCAGAGAAGGAGUUGCAGCCGCGUGCAUUCAGCAUUAUGCCGCUGGUUUGGACCAUUGGGAGUAUCUUUGGGCCGGCCUUUGGCGGUGCCCUGGCGCGCCCGGCGGAGAAGCAUCCGGGGACUUUCGGGAAUUGGAAGCUUUUCAAGGCCUAUCCGUUUCUGUUGCCUAAUCUGGCAUCGGCUUUUCUAUUCGUUAUUGGGAUUACGACGGGGUGGCUCUUUUUGCAUGAAACACUGGCAGCCAAGAAGCAUCACCGCGAUGUAGGUUUACGGCUGGGUCAGAUGUUGACAGGCUCCUGUAGCUCUCGCAGAAAGCAGAUGUCCUACUCCGAGACGCAGGAGGAUGACGAAAGGACUGCGCUGCUGGGAAAGCACCGGUCCACAAAGAACACGACUGCCAAACGGCCGAGCUGGAAGGAGGUCUUUUCUCCGCAGUCCACAUUGGUUCUUCUGGCCUAUGCCAUGAUGGCGAUGCAUAACAUGGCGUUCGACUCCCUGCUUCCAGUUUUCCUGCAUACGCCGAUCCAGAGAUUGGAGGGGAAUCCCGAGGUGCGGUUGCCGUUCAAAUUUAUCGGUGGGUUCGGCGUUGACUCCCAAACGAUCGGCAUAUACUACACGUUGAUCGGUAUUAUCGGGAUGUUCGUUCAGUUCUUCAUCUUCCCGGUAGCGGCCAAGCGAUUUGGUGUCCUCAACUGCAUCAAAGUCAUUGCCGUCGCCUCCCCUGUCGUGUACCUCCUGACACCUUUCACUGCACUCGUACCAGCAUCGAUCCGGAGUUUUGCGGUAUUCAUGCUCAUGCUCAGCAAGCUGAUAUGCAGCAUCUUCAGCUUUCCCUGCUGCACCAUCCUCCUGACUAACUCCGCAGCCAGUCUCAGCGUGUUGGGGACUCUGAAUGGCGUCGGCACGAGUGUCAGUGCAGUCGGAAGAGCAGCGGGACCUGCACUUAUCGGUGCGGCGUUUUCCUAUGGUGUUAACCAGGGCUACGUCAUUCUCCCUUGGUGGCUUCUGGCUUUCUUUGCUGCCUUGAGUGCAGUGCCUGUCUUUUGGGUAGAGGAGACGGAUGGCUUUCACGGCGGCCAAGAGUCGGAAUCGGAGGCUGCGGAGGAUUGAACUGUUGACUACUCACUGCACCUUUGUCAUGUUCAACUUCGACACAUAUCAAGGGCACAAGGAUUCAGGCUGAAUGACGGACAUUAAUGACCCUACCAGCGAAUUCAUUGCAAGCGCAGCGUUGGACCACUUUCAAAUCUGCAUCCCACCAUCCCACCAUCCAUCAGGCGUUCACUUGCAAUUACGAUAUCACGUUUCAUGGGCUGUUAUGACUUACGUUUCUAAAAACUUUAUGGGCAAUGAUUGCGCGCAUAUAUAUGAUUUAUGUCAUCUACCAAAUGGGACUAGAAAUAUGACCCUCUUUAC